AUGGUCCUUUCGAAUCGCCCCCAUCCGCGCCCAAGCCAGUCUCAUACAACGCGGCCAUCCUCCAAACCUUCGUCGACGACGACGCCGUCCAGUUCGGUCCCUCGAAUGGCUGCCUCAGUCGGACAGGCAUAUCCUCCAAAUGCUGCGCCCUUUCGAUCUCCUGGCGUACUUUUACAUAAUGACGUGCGCACACCGAGUCCUAACUACUUCGGGCUCGUUGUAGACCCCGCCAAUAACCCUAGUGACUCUGCCGUGGGCCCUAAGGACAACUGGGGAACUCCUACGUCCAGCAUCCACUCUUUCGGGCGACCGACACCUCAGCAUUUACCUCUAGAUGCGAACCAAGAAUUUGCGGCAUUCAGGAAACAAGCAGAAGGAGGCAGUGGAUUUAGCCUAGGGCAUGGAAACCUCUCACAUUUCGCAUCCACGCCGAGCGCUCAUGUGCGGCCGAAACCAGAUCGAAAGCCAACAUCACCAGAGACCCAAGAGACAACAUUUUCAAAGUCGAAACCACAAGCUCGGCAGGGUACCGCCGACAGGAUGAAUACGGACGCAGGACAGACCUUGAAUGCGCCGUCAUUCUUUGAUAUCGACAUACCCCGACAUCAAUCCCCAGUACCAAUGAGCGAGGCAGGUCCGUCCUUGGAACGGCAUCAGCUGUCCAAUCUGGAUGAUAGACAUCCUAGACUUUCACUACCACAGAACAAGACCGAUCCUCCGUCUCCACACCUGAGACAAGCCCAGAAAUUCCAGCAAUACCGCGCAGAUACAGUCCCUUUGUCCCUUGAGGAUGGACCUGCCAUGAUCUCUUCUGCACAACUAAAGGACAUGAUGACAGCUCUAGGGACACAAGUCCUAUUGCUGGAUAUCCGUGUCAACACGCAAUUUUCAAAAUCACGGAUAGAUGGGGCUUUGAACUUGAACAUACCUUCUAUCAUGCUAAAGAGGCCGUCUUUUGAUAUACAGAAAUUGCAAGACACGUUCAAAGACAAUGCUGAGAAGGCUCGUUUCAAUCAAUGGAACUCCGCAAAAUCCAUUGUGGUUUACGAUGCUUACGCUUCGGAGAAAAAGGAUGCAUCAUCAGCGAUAAAUACUCUCAAGAAGUUUUCAGCUGAGGGCUGGAGAGGGAACUCGUAUAUCGUCCGAGGAGGGUUCUCCGAUUUCUCCAAAAAUUUCCCCCAAUUGAUCGAUAGUACGCCAAGUCAUCAUGAAACGCAGCCAUCAAACAUAAGCCUCUCUCUAGGGACUUCAGGGCCAGAUGCAAUGGCUGUAGCUGGCGGGUGUGCCAUGCCCGCAUCGAAGAACGCGGCAAAUCCAUUCUUCAGCAACAUUCGUCAGAACGAGGACCUGAGAGCUGGUGUCGGGUUGCAGGAUGUCAAGGUGCCAGCUGAGCUAGGUCAAGAAUUUCUUCCCAAAUGGCUUCUCAAUACUUGUGCAAAGGAAGACCAUGGAAAGCAGGUCUCGGAGAAGUUUCUGCGUAUUGAGCUUGCGGAGCAGUCAAGGAUGACCAAAGCCCUUAACUCGGGCGUUUCCUAUGGGACGCCUUCGCUGGAUUCCAAGCAUGUCCAGAUUGCAGGGAUUGAGAAGGGUAGCAAGAAUAGGUACCACAACAUCUGGCCAUUCGAGCACACUCGUGUCAAGCUCCAAGGUCGUCCUCAAGGUGCCUGCGACUACGUGAACGCGAGUCAUAUCAAAUCUUCGCGGAGCAAUAAACAAUAUAUUGCUUCGCAGGGCCCUUUGCCUGCUACUUUCGAGGACUUUUGGAGUGUAAUUUGGGACCAAGAUGUUCGAGUCAUUGUGAUGCUCACAGCAGAAAAAGAACGCGGUCUACUAAAGUGCCAUACUUAUUGGGCAGGAAGAGAGUUCGGCCCAUUGAAACUCAAGCUUGUGACGGAAGUGAAAAGAUCCAUAGACCCCAAGAUGCACCGCGUUUCAAAAGUCCCCCAGGCAUCCGGCCGGCCCAGAGCAGCUACCAACACUGAAAAGGCGCCGCCGUCUCCCACAACUGAGACUCCUCACGUCAUUGUGCGGACGUUCAUGUUGGCACACACCGCUCAUCCGUUCUCGCCGCAACGGGAGAUCACUCAGAUCCAUUGGUCAGAUUGGCCAGAUUUCGGAGCUCCUGCCAGCCCGGCCCAGGUUCUAGGCCUGGUUGAGCUAAGCAACAUGUAUCAGAGGAAACACAUUGCCCCAACAAAGUCCUCCCGCUCCGAUGAUCCUGAAUCGGAUGAAGCCUCGAGACCAAUGCUUGUCCACUGCAGUGCAGGAUGUGGACGAACUGGCACUUUUUGUACUAUUGACACAGUCAUUGAUAUGCUGAAGCGUCAACGGAAAGAGGCCAGAAGUGGUACCACUCCUAUGGAAACCGGCUACUCCAGCUCGAAAGGAGUCAGCGGCGAUUGGAUUUUCGAUCAAGAUCUCGAUCUGGUCGAGAAGACGGUAGUUGAUUUUCGAAGCCAGAGGUUAAGUAUGGUGCAAAGUCUGUCACAGUAUGUACUGUGCUACGAGACGGUAUUGGAAUGGAUUUCACAGCAGAAGUCUGGCAGCCGGACAGAUGGGGACCGGAAUGGAAGCGGCCGUGGGGUGGACAGAGAAAAGCCAUGA
Molecule: messenger RNA, 2604 nt
Organism: Drepanopeziza brunnea f. sp. 'multigermtubi' MB_m1
Lineage: Eukaryota; Fungi; Ascomycota; Leotiomycetes; Helotiales; Drepanopezizaceae
Biological process (GO): protein dephosphorylation
Molecular function (GO): protein tyrosine phosphatase activity
Source: RefSeq, a predicted model, not a curated record